GAUGACUGGUGGCGGGGAGUGGGGACGGUGGAGGACUUUCGACGAAUGUAUUUUGUAUAUUUUGUAUACGUAUAAUGGCGUCAUAUUGCUGUCGAUCGGUAUUAACGCGUUAAAAAUACGCGUUUCACGGCGGAAAACGACCCGGAAUAACGUAACUCGGCGUACGUCCGACGAGAGGCUGCGUGGCGGGGACACGCAAAUUUUAUUAAUAUAUAUAUGUGCGAAAAACAAUAAUUAAAAACUAACCAUGAAAAAUAAAUAAUAAUGGAGGAAAAGACGUCGAACAGAAUUUUUUAGGUUAUAGCCGGGAGUCGGGACUCUGAUAUUCUUAUAACCACCACCCAGACCCUAUUUCACCAUGGACACUGACUUUGUCGAAGAAAUUGUGUCCGUCCAUUCUGGUAACCAAACACUAGAUUUUGAUAGGAAAGACAAUAUCCUAUGUCCAGGCACUGUUGUUGACUCUAUUGUCAAGACCGAGUUCUUCAGUCCAGAUGACAUUGACGGUUUGUCAUCUGACGAUUGUUUAAUACAAACCAUUGGGUCCUCGUAUUUCACCAACAGUGGUACACGUGCAAAUGAGCUCAAUAAUAUGACUAGAGCGGUCAUGGAAUCUGUGCCAUAUGCCGAUGGGUUACAAUACUUAGCUGCCAUAUCUUCAUUCAGUGAUAAUUUUAAGGAAAUGGAUCAAGAGCAAGAAAUCAAACAAGAGCCUAGUGAUUUAUUUGAGUCUAGUGAUGAUGAAGUCGUCCAACAAAUGACCCAAGAGGAAUACCAAAAUUUUUUUGAUGUCCAAGAAGAAGUUGUUGUUCAAGAAUGCCCCGAGCAGGAGAUAAUCACUCAAAGUUGGGACAUGAACCGCUCUACCGAUAUUGACAACAUAUUAGAAACAGAUGUUAAAUGUAUGUCAUCAACUGUUGAUGUUGACAUACCAAUACCUGAAGGCGAAGAAGCUUCAUCUUCUGUUAAUCCAUAUCCAUGUGAUUUUUGUAGUCGGAGGUUUAAUCGAAAAUCACAUCUUAUGAACCAUAUGGUUACCCAUCAAUCCGAGCGUCCCUUUUGUUGUGCAUUAUGUGGUGUUCGUUAUCGCCGUAAAUGUGAUUUAGCCAAUCAUAUGAAAAUUCAUAUCGGUCCUGAUAAUCCAUCAGAUUGUGGUUUAGAUAGCCAAAAUGUAUCUGUUACAAAAGUAAUGAACAAAUUAAUGUUCAUGGAUCCAAUACAAAGAAGGAGUGUUACACCUGGUGAAGAUUCUGAAGAUAAAGGAGACAUAUAUCAGGAACAAAGUACAAAAAACCGUGGCCGUGGUAAAGGUCGGGGUAGAGGAAAAGGUCGUCCAAUGAAAGAUCGCUUAUUUACUCUUGGUUGGAAUUCAGAAAUUUACUCAAAACCACAUACAUGUAACCCAUGCGGAAUUUCAUUUACACGUGAAAAAGCACUUCUUAAUCAUGCUCGUCUUAGUCAUGUUGAUGAUGGUGUAAAUAUUGUUACUACUCAAAAAUCAAAUUCAGAUAGUUAUGAGCUUACAAUAUUGGCUAAUACUAAAUGCAAUGAUUCUUAUUCUUGUGAUUCAUGUGGGGCAGUAUUUAACAGAUUUGAUUUUUUAAAACGUCAUCAAAGGCAGCAUAUGAAAAAAGAACUUGGAAACGUUGAAGAAGAAAUAUAUGAAGAAGCACAUAUGUGUAUACAUUGUGGAUUGUUCUUUAAGUCUAUGUCAGAGUUAGAAAUGCAUACUGAGCAACAUUUGAUUCCUACAAAUAUUUCAGAAAAAUCAAAAUGUUUAGCUUGUGGUGAAACAUUUGAUAGUACAGAUGAGCUGUCUGAUCAUGUGUCUCAAAUUCAUACUGAUUCACUAUCUGAAUAUUCGUGUAAACUUUGUGCAAAACUAUGUAAAGACGAUAAAGCUCUCCAAAAACAUUUAAUGAUUCAUGAUACAUCUGAUAAUAAUUGUAUAAUGUGUGGAAAAAGAUUUCAUUCCAGAGCACGUCUUAAACGACACAUGGUAACUCAUCGAGAAAAAGGAGUUAUUUGUGACAUAUGUGGUGAAGAAUUAGCUGACAAACGAGCACUUAUGAAUCACAAAGCUAGUCAUGCCAAUACUCUUAGUAUUUCACGAACUUCAUUGACUGAAAAAAUAUUUCCUUGUACUAGUUGUGGCAAAGUAUUUGGAUCUAGAUCAUCUCAACAAAUACAUAUACGAAUACAUACAGGAGAACGGCCUUAUGGUUGUAGAUAUUGUAACAAAGCUUUUGCUGAUGGUGGUACACUUCGAAAACAUGAACGAAUACAUACUGGCGAAAAGCCAUAUGCUUGUCCUGUCUGUCCAAAGGCAUUCAAUCAAAGAGUUGUAUUGCGUGAACACAUACGUGCACAUCAUGCUGGAACUGAGGCAAAGGGUGGUCAAGUAAAUUUUUAUGAAUGUAAAGUGUGUGGUUAUUUGUUCCGAUCUUCAAUGGAGCUUUGUUCACAUUUAGUGCAGCACAGUGAUGAAAAUACUAAAAGAUCUAGAGUAGUUCCUGUCGGACCUCGCAAAUAUAAGCGUCGGAGCAAGUUGGGUAAUCGAAAAGACACAUGGUGCUUAGUAGAAAAAGUCUUUACAGUUAUGUCUGGACAGUCAGAUACAGAGAGCUGUGAAGAUGAACCAAUACCUACUGCAGAAGAGCAAGCUGUACAAUCAAUUAUGGAACAGGAUGAUAUGCCUUACGAUCCUCCAUCUGUAGCUAGUCCUCCUAAAAAGCCAGUUAAAACCUACAAACUUGUUAAUGGCAGGUUAAUGAGAACUGAACCAAAGGCUCCUAAGCAAGUGACAAAUGAAUCAAAAAACGUAGUUGUCAAAUCAGAAUCUAUACCAAAAAAACAUUGUUUUGUACUUAAAGAUGGAGAGUGCACUAGAACAUGUUCUACUGUUCUUUAUUAUUCUUCAAGAUCUAAUCCAUCAGAUAUGGAUUCAUUAUUAGGAGAGGAAUCAAAAGAAAAUGAUAAUCCAGAAGAACCUGAAGAUCAGAUAUCUGUAGAGGAAGAUGAUUUAACAGACCAUACAUUAGAACGAGUUAGUAUCGAGUCAAUAUUUAACGUAGAAGAUUUAGAUAACAUUGGUGACAUUUGCAACAUUGGUUUUCCUGAUGAACCUGGAGUAGAAUAUUAUGUUGAAAAUAAUAGUGAAUAUGAUGAUCAUUUGUCUUUAAUCGUGGAAAAUGUUGAUUCAAAUAGUGAUUGCAUGGUUGAAACAGAACUAGUGUUUGAUACAGAUUAUGUUGAAGAGGUUGGUGCUAAUAUUGAGCUUAGUACCGAAGAAAUGGCACCUGUAUUUGCAGAAGUUAUUUCUUGUGAUAUUUGUGAUGAAGUAUUCGAGGAUAGAAAAGAGCUUAUGAGACACAUUCAAACCAUGCACAUUGGAUAAAUGAUAAACAUUAUUUUUUUGUGUACUACUACUUAGUUGUAAAAUGUUCUCUGUUUAUAUGUCAAUUUUUUUUGUUAGCUGCCAUAUAGUUUUAAAUGUUAAUUGCUGUAAAUACAAUACAAUGCUGCCUUUUUGCAUAUAACUAGAUAGAUUAGGUGGCCAAGAUGAUGUUACCAUAUUAAUAUUAGUUAUGAAGGUUGUGCGUAAAUUUCACACAAUAUUCUUGAUAGAUUUUAACAAUUUCCUAAUAUAUUGAACUGAUAUUAAAUUCCGUUUUAUUUAUUCAAACCAAAAAAAUUAUUUUGAACACAGUUGUAAUUCUUAUUAUGAUCAAUUAAAGUUUCUAUUUAUUGAUCAGUUUUUGGUUUUAUAAAACUUUAAAACGAUACUAUUUAAAUUAUUUGUAUUUCAAUGCGUUAUUUUUGUGCCUAUUAAGUAUGUAGUAUACAUAAUGGUUUAAAUAAAAUCACCAAUUUAAAGAGGCUGAAUAUUGAAUUUUAAUUUGUCAAAUAUAUUCAAAAAUAUUUGACUUAACUUAAUUUAACAAUAUUUUGAAUAUUGUUACAUUCAACUAUUCUAAAUGUGUAAUACACAAAUAUAAUAUAUACUUAAGUUAUGCUAAUAAUAAUUUUUUAAACUAAAAAGUGAUGCUAAUUAUUGAGUACAGUGUAAAGUAUUACAAAUAAAUAAAGCCUAUAGUUGGAUUUCCACUUAUAUCUAAAACUGUAUUAUAUUAUAUAAUAAACAUAUUUAUUUUAAACUGUAGAAUGUACACAUUCAAAUCUUCUGAUAUGUUGAAAAUUGUUAAUUGUUAAAAGAAUAAGUGUGUGUACAUAGAAAUCAUAAUUGUAAAUACAAAAUCAUUAUAAUCGUAUAUAUAUAAUAUAUAAACAUGUAAAUUGACACAUUUAAUUCUUAGUAUUAUUUUAUAUAAUAUUAUUAAAUUAUGUUAAGUGCAUAUUAUGUAAUAUUAUUUAUAAAUGUUUUUUAUUUUAUUUCACAUAACUUAAAAAUAAAUUUCUUAAAAUUAAA
Messenger RNA from Metopolophium dirhodum (rose-grain aphid), 4429 nucleotides. RefSeq names its product zinc finger protein 878-like. The record is from RefSeq and is a predicted model, not a curated record. The coding region runs from base 359 to 3397 and encodes 1012 amino acids. NCBI's taxonomy places the organism in Eukaryota, Metazoa, Arthropoda, Insecta, Hemiptera, Aphididae. The transcript is spliced from 12 exons.